Molecule: messenger RNA, 543 nt
Organism: Puccinia graminis f. sp. tritici CRL 75-36-700-3
Lineage: Eukaryota; Fungi; Basidiomycota; Pucciniomycetes; Pucciniales; Pucciniaceae
Exons: 2
Coding region: 46-543 (165 amino acids)
Source: RefSeq, a predicted model, not a curated record
CUUAACACAAAUCCCUCGCUUUGGAGGGCCCUGGUACAGUUGGGAAUGGGAGAUGCUUCGCAUUGGGGUGCUCUGCACCCCCAGUCCCGGGAGGCUUUGUUAAGUCAGUCGCGAGAUGGGAUACUACUCAUGGUCCUCAGACGGCAGGCCCAUCCCCUCAGACAGCUGCCCGACGAUGGAGGUGCGGGUUCUGGGGAUCUUGGGGUCAGCCCUCAGAAUGAGUCGUCCUUGCUCACCUCGCAGCGACAUCAACGUGUCCGGACUCCGGACGAACAUCAUUCACCGACUAUUGGUUGUACAUUCUUGGUGAUCACACCCCGGGUUGGAAGUCUCGCCGUCGCUGAAGCGAUUAUUUAUGUUGCUCAGGCAGAGCUGGCCGACGGCAAGACUUCAUACUGCAACGACCAUGGGCUGGAUUGUGCCCUACAUGGCUCCAGCUCCAGGGAAAGCGCAAUUAUAAGUCUCAGACAGCUGGCCCCAAUCAAGCACUUGUACGAACACGUGCUGUCUCGGAGUCGCAAUAGUAUGAACGAGCCAACAUAA